CCCUCGCUCCCCUUUUCAUCUUCUGCACACCAUCUCCUCGAUUAAUCCAAAUCGCUUCAUUCUUCUACUCUAAUUCCGAACGUUACAAUCGUCGACGUUACAUCCGGCGAAUCUCCGUCGCCGUCACCACCGCGGCGUAAUCAUUUGGAAUCUCACUCCUCAGCAGCAUCUCACCGCCUGAGUCCCGAAUAUUCGCACCUUCCUUGUCUCUGUAUUCGCGGCUGGCUAUUCGGUUUGUGGCCAUUCCUCACCGGCGAAGGUGCGCACGAUUGUUAACCUGCGCACCGCGGUUCCUUUUUUCGCCUAAUUGGUUUAACUCUGGUGCGCUUCCGCAGGGGGAAAGACUUUGUGGAGACGAAGAUACCUGAAUGAGCUGGUGACAUAUAACAGGGCUUUAGUUAUCUUUAAUUGCUCUUACAGUGAGGAGAUUGAAUGAAGGAAAAGAAAUUGUACGGUAGACCUACAUGACAUGAUGACUUUCUUUAAGAACUUUUCACAUGAUGCAGUUUCACAUGGUGUCUUGGAAGAUAAGGGCCAAGGACAAAAUGCUGAUAGAAUUCCUAGAUCAGUAGAUAAUGAAUGUGCUUAUGCAACUUCUAGUGAGAAAGAGUUUGAUAUGAACAUGGAGGCACCGUAUGAGAGUGACAGUGAUCCAGAUGGUGUUUGUAGGCAACAAAGGGAGGCAACUGGUGUUGAUCGAAUUGGUACAAGGGAAUCAAACGCAGAGAAUAUGGGCUGCAAACCAGCUACUGUUGGAAGGUGGGGUACUACAUUUUGGAAAGAUUGCCAGCCAAUGUGCCCACAGAAUGGUUCUGAAUCUGGGCAUGAAUCUAAAAGUGGAUCAGACUAUCGAAAUGCAGAUGGGUCUGAUGAUAAUUUGUCAGAAAACAGGGGGGAAAGGUUAAACUCUGAAGAUGAUGAUAGACAGAAGAAUUCAGGAAAAGGUCCAAGAGGCCAUUCUGAUAUUCCUGCUGAGGAAAUGUUGUCUGAUGAAUAUUAUGAACAGGAUGGGGAAGAACAGAGUGACUCCUUGCAAUACAGGGGCUUUCAUCAACGUACUAUAUCAAAUUCUUGGCCUCAACGGAUGUCUAUCAAUAGGCGUGUGCCUAGGAUUUCAGAUGAAGCUGAAGAUAAUGACGGUGAUGCUGAUUAUGAAGAAGAGGAUGAAGCCGAUGGAGAUGAUCCUGAUGAUGCAGACUUUGAGCCCUCAACAAGUGAUCGUGCGGCAAACAAGGAUAAAGAUUGGCAAAGUGAAGACUCAGAUGAAGCUGAUGAUAGUGAUGAGGAAAUAAAUGUCUCAGAUAAUGAUUAUUCUGACUUUUAUAAGAAUGUGAAGGGAAGGCAGCAAGGUAAAAUUGGAAAAAGUGUAAGGUCUUCCAGAGAUUGCAAAAUUGCAUCCAGUCGACAAAGAAGAGUUAAGUCAUCUUUUGAAGAUGAAGUUGAUGAGUCUCCAGCAAAUGAUUCAGACAGUGAGAGUGAUGAGGAUUUCAAAAGCAUGAAAAAGCGGGGUUUGCAUGUACGCAAGAAUAAUAGUCGUUCAGCUGCAACCUCUAGUUUUUCUAUGCGCAACAGUGAGGUUCGCACAUCUAGUAGGACAGUUAGGAAAGUAUCAUAUGUUGAAAGUGAAGAAAGUGAAGAAGCUGAUGAAGGGAAGAAGAAGAAAUACCAAAAGGAAGAAAUUGAAGAAGAUGAUGGAGACUCCAUUGAAAAGGUGCUCUGGCAUCAGCCCAAGGGCAUGGCUGCAGAGGCUCAAAGGAAUAAUAGAUCUACACAGCCUGUUUUAAUGAGUCACUUGUUUGAUUGUGAACCUAAUUGGAAUGAGAUGGAAUUCUUGAUAAAAUGGAAAGGGCAGUCACAUUUGCAUUGUCAGUGGAAGUCUUUUGUUGAAUUGCAAAAUCUCAGUGGUUUUAAGAAAGUUAUGAAUUAUACAAAGAAAGUGACAGAGGACAUCAGGUACAGGAUGACCAUCUCAAGAGAGGAGAUUGAGGUCAAUGAUGUGAGUAAGGAGAUGGAUUUAGAUAUUAUCAAGCAAAACAGUCAGGUGGAAAGAAUAAUUGCAGAUAGGAUUAGCAAGGAUAAUUCUGGCAAUAUUAUUCCAGAAUACUUGGUCAAGUGGCGAGGACUAUCUUAUGCUGAAGUGACUUGGGAGAAGGACAUUGAUAUUGCUUUUGCUCAACAUGCUAUAGAUGAGCAUAAGGCUCGUGAAGCUGCAAUGUCAGUUCAAGGAAAGACAGUAGAUCUUCAGCGUAAGAAGAGCAAAGCAAGUUUGCGGAAACUUGAUGAACAACCUGAAUGGUUGAAGGGUGGAAAGCUCCGUGAUUAUCAACUUGAGGGCCUGAAUUUUCUUGUUAACAGUUGGCGAAAUGAUACAAAUGUCAUUUUAGCUGAUGAAAUGGGUCUUGGUAAAACUGUUCAGUCAGUAUCAAUGCUUGGUUUUCUACAGAAUGCCCAGCAUAUCCAUGGUCCUUUUCUUGUAGUUGUCCCAUUGUCUACAUUAUCAAACUGGGCCAAAGAAUUCAGGAAGUGGCUUCCUGACAUGAAUGUCAUUGUCUAUGUUGGUACCCGUGCAAGUAGAGAGGUUUGCCAACAAUAUGAAUUUUAUGAUGAUAAAAAGGCUGGAAGACCUAUAAAAUUCAAUGCACUUUUGACUACAUAUGAAGUAGUUUUGAAGGAUAAAGCUGUUCUCUCCAAGAUCAAGUGGAACUAUCUAAUGGUGGAUGAGGCUCACAGACUGAAAAAUAGUGAAGCACAACUGUACACUACACUUUCAGAAUUUAGCACCAAGAACAAGUUGCUUGUCACCGGUACUCCACUACAAAACAGUGUAGAAGAGCUAUGGGCUUUGCUCCACUUUCUUGAUCCUGAUAAGUUCAAGAGCAAGGAUGAAUUCGUUGAAAACUAUAAGAAUCUGAGUUCAUUCAAUGAGAAUGAGCUUGCUAAUCUUCAUAUGGAAUUGAGACCUCAUAUCCUUCGAAGAGUUAUCAAGGAUGUGGAGAAGUCACUACCCCCCAAAAUUGAGCGUAUUCUUAGGGUUGAAAUGUCUCCUCUUCAGAAACAGUAUUAUAAGUGGAUUUUGGAACGCAACUUUCAUGAUUUGAACAAAGGAGUUCGAGGGAAUCAGGUUUCUCUUCUAAAUAUUGUGGUAGAAUUGAAGAAGUGUUGUAACCAUCCCUUCCUGUUUGAAAGUGCUGACCAUGGUUAUGGUGGGGAUGCUGUAAGUAGUGACAGCAGUAAACUAGAGAGAAUUGUCUUUAGCAGUGGAAAACUUGUAAUACUUGAUAAGUUGCUUGUCAAAUUGCAUGAAACAAAGCAUCGUGUCCUCAUUUUCUCUCAGAUGGUUAGGAUGUUAGAUAUACUGGCAGAAUAUUUGUCACUUCGAGGAUUUCAAUAUCAGAGGCUUGAUGGAAGUACAAAAGCUGAGCUGCGUCAGCAGGCAAUGGAUCAUUUCAAUGCACCAGGUAGUGAUGAUUUUUGCUUCCUUCUUUCAACACGAGCAGGAGGAUUGGGUAUCAACCUUGCCACAGCAGACACUGUUAUAAUAUUUGAUUCAGAUUGGAAUCCCCAAAAUGAUCUGCAGGCAAUGAGUAGAGCACAUCGAAUUGGGCAACAAGAAGUUGUUAACAUAUAUAGAUUUGUGACAAGCAAAAGUGUCGAGGAAGAUAUUUUAGAACGUGCUAAGAAGAAGAUGGUUCUUGACCACUUGGUGAUUCAAAAACUAAAUGCAGAGGGUAGAUUGGAAAAGAAAGAAGCCAAAAAAGGAGGAAGUUAUUUUGACAAAAAUGAGCUGUCAGCAAUAUUAAGGUUUGGAGCAGAGGAGCUUUUCAAGGAAGAAAGAAAUGAUGAAGAAAGCAAGAAACGACUCUUAAGUAUGGACAUAGAUGAGAUUCUUGAAAGAGCAGAGAAGGUUGAAGAGAAGGAAAAUGAGGGAGAGCAAGCACACGAGUUAUUGAGUGCUUUUAAGGUUGCUAAUUUCUGCAAUGACGAAGAUGAUGGGAGUUUCUGGAGUCGUUGGAUAAAGCCUGAUGCUGUUGCCCAAGCAGAGGAUGCUCUUGCUCCACGUGCUGCAAGGAAUAUUAAAAGCUAUGCAGAGGAUUAUCAAUCUGAAAGAAGUAGUAAAAGGAAAAAAAAGGAAAGUGAACUACCUGAACGAGUUCAGAAACGCCGGAAAGCAGAGAAUUCAGUUCCUGCAACACCAAUGAUUGAUGGAGCUUCUGCCCAAGUGAGAAGUUGGUCAUAUGGGAAUUUGUCCAAAAGGGAUGCACUCCGUUUUUCACGCUCAGUUAUGAAAUUUGGCAAUGAGAGCCAAAUCAACUUAAUUGCUGCUGAGGUAGGUGGUACUGUAGGAGCAGCUCCACCUGAAGCACAAAUUGAAUUGUUCAAUGCUUUAAUUGAUGGCUGUACUGAAGCUAUUGAACUUGGAAGUCUGGAUCCCAAGGGACCUUUGUUGGAUUUUUUUGGUGUCCCAGUAAAGGCAAAUGAUUUACUUACCCGUGUUCAAGGACUUCAACUCCUGGCAAAGCGCAUUAGUCGUUAUGAAGAUCCCAUUUCACAGUUCCGCGUCUUAACAUAUCUCAAACCUUCAAACUGGUCAAAAGGUUGUGGGUGGAAUCAAAUUGAUGAUGCAAGAUUGCUUCUUGGAGUAUAUUAUCAUGGAUUUGGUAAUUGGGAAAAUAUAAGAUUAGAUGAAAGGCUUGGUCUUACGAAGAAAAUAGCACCGGUGGAACUUCAACACCAUGAAACUUUCUUGCCACGAGCUCCAAACUUGAGAGACCGUGCUAAUGCUUUGUUGGAGCAAGAGCUGGUUUCUCUUGGUGUGAAAAGUUCCUAUAGCAAAGUUGGGAAGAAGCCUUCUAAGAAAGAGAGAGAACAUAUUGUGAACAUCUCAUUGUCACGUGGGCAGGAGAAAAAGAAACAAUUAGGUUCUUCUAAAUUUAAUGUCCAAAUGAGAAAGGAUAGACUUCAGAGAUCCCUAAAAGUUGAACCAAUUGUGAAAGAGGAGGGUGAAAUGUCUGAUGAUGAAGAAGUGUAUGAACAAUUCAAGGAAGUAAAAUGGAUGGAAUGGUGUCAAGAUGUGAUGGUUGAAGAAAUGAAAACCUUGAAACGUCUUCACAGAUUGCAGACAACCAGUGCCAAUCUUCCAAAGGAAAAGGUGCUUUCAAAAAUUCGCAACUACUUACAGCUUCUUGGGCGAAGAAUAGAUCAAAUUGUGUUCGAACAUGAAGAGGAACCCUAUAAGCAAGAUAGAAUGACCAUGCGAUUGUGGAAGUAUGUUUCCACCUUUUCCCAUCUUUCAGGGGAGAGGCUUCAUCAAAUUUAUUCAAAACUUAAAAUGGAGCAAAAUUUGGCGGGGGUUGGCCCUUCUCAUGCUAAUGGGUCAGUAUCUGGUCCAUUUAGCAGGAAUGGAAACCCUAAUCAUUCUUAUCCAUUCCCUCGCCAGAUGGAGAAGCAAAGAGGAUACAAAAACAUGACUGCCUACCAAAUGGCAGAACCAAUGAAUAAUACUGACAUGUCUGAGGCAUGGAAACGAAGAAGAAGAUCUGAAAGCAAUGGUCAUUUCCAGGGUCAAUUACCACCUCAAAGAACCAUGAGUAAUGGGAUUCGGAUUCCAGAUCCUAAUUCACUGGGGAUCCUUGGGGCUGGACCAUCUGACAAACGUUUCGCUAGCGAGAAACCUUUUAAGACCCGACCUAGUGGGUUUCCAUCAAGACAAGGAUUCUCGUCAGGAAUCGAGUAGUCAGUUAUGUGGGAUCAAAAUGGCUGAUACCUGUAGCGUUUGGCUGUUGCUUUCACUCUGCAUUUACUCAGCUUCAGCUAUUGUAUAUUCUCUGGAACUUUUUCUUUCCACCUUUGGGAAUAAGAUAUUUCAGAUCCCUUUUUGGUGUCCUGUGGUGAUCUGAGAAAUAUCCCCUAGACAAAGGAUUUGCAUCCUUGAACAAGGUGGCUGAAGCCAGUGACGACCUGGCAUUGGCAUGCAAGAUGAAUGCAAACUUGUCCAUUUUUUCUCCCUCCUUUUUUCCCUUUAGCUUUUACCCUUACUCGAUGAUGAGCCAAGCGAGGUGUUAUAUACUAAAAAUCUUGAAAAGAAACACAUUUUACUUGCUAUAGAGAUACUUAGGAAAGUGUAUAUUACAAGUUUUGCCUAUUUUUUGCACUUUAUCGUUCGCUCCAUGCUAAUUAUGUUAGCUGGUACACACCAAUGUAUUUGUUUUGUAGUAAAUUUAACUAUAACCUCAAUUUUGUGUAGCUCUUUCAACUAAUUUCUUUAGUGAAUGAAAAUUAAUUUUUGGCUUCGUGCUCAAAGUUUCUAUUU
This is a messenger RNA of Abrus precatorius (Indian licorice), 6310 nucleotides long. RefSeq names its product protein CHROMATIN REMODELING 5-like. Gene Ontology annotation, cellular component: chromatin; nucleus. Gene Ontology annotation, biological process: nucleosome organization; regulation of transcription by RNA polymerase II. The record is from RefSeq and is a predicted model, not a curated record. Bases 470 to 5734 code for a protein of 1754 amino acids. Gene Ontology annotation, molecular function: ATP binding; histone binding; DNA binding. The transcript is spliced from 31 exons. NCBI's taxonomy places the organism in Eukaryota, Viridiplantae, Streptophyta, Magnoliopsida, Fabales, Fabaceae.